This is a messenger RNA of Onychostoma macrolepis, 1493 nucleotides long. Its product is annotated as small integral membrane protein 45-like. Bases 218 to 424 code for a protein of 68 amino acids. The record is from RefSeq and is a predicted model, not a curated record. The transcript is spliced from 2 exons. Lineage: Eukaryota; Metazoa; Chordata; Actinopteri; Cypriniformes; Cyprinidae.
GCUUUGACAAGGAGAGCAUGAAAGCAAGGGUGCGAGAAAAGCCCUCAUUCCAUAGCAUUGAAUAAAAUAAAAUGUCUUUGUCCACAUAGCUUCACCAGCUGCUGUUAUUCAGCAUUUUAAUUAGACGAUUCUAUCUGCUCAGCCUGGGUUUGAGAUUUUAAACCCAAAACUACAGCGCCAGUUCAAAGACGAUCAAGGAAAGACUGCAGAUAACGCAAUGCCUUGGAUGUUUUUGGACUGGUUCGUCCCCGUCUAUCUGCUGGUCUCGGUCCUGGUCCUGGCUGGUUUCGGAGCAUGUCUGUAUUUUCUGGAGCCGGGUCUUCAGGAUGCCCACAAGUGGAGCAACAAGUCACUGAGGCACCAGCCGCUGGCUCCCAUAAGGCAAACACACUGCAGAGAUGACGACAGCAACGCCUUGUUAUGAUGGGACAUGUGUGGACGUUUGUGUCAAAUCAUAUAUUGAUGCUACUUUAUCAAAAUCCAUGGUCUUUAACAGGGUCUCUCUGCAAUUGGACUACAAGCCAAAACAGCGUAAUACACUGUAGAACUCAAUUCAUUUAUAUUUACAAAGAUUAUUAUUUGCGUUACAUUUUGUAAUCUCAACAAAAUUGGAUGCAUUCCCUGUAAUACUUCAAGACUAACCGUGAAAACUGCCUCUACUGUAGUGGUUCUCAACUAGGGCCCCAGAAUCCACUAGGGGACUUAAAAUGACUUAAAUUAAUAUAUAGGUCAUUUGUGUCUAAAGCUUGAGAACUGGGAUCAUAGUAUCAUAUGAAACCGUUGUCCAUUGAUGCUUCCCACACAAGUCAGCGUCAAAGUAAAUUUUGGUGACAUUUGGCCAAACUGGAGGAACAACCUUGCCUUCUAUGUGAAGGGGUUAUUGUGUGAAAACACAUUACAUACAGCGAGCAAACAAGAGGGAAUGUUUCCAGGUCAUGACGGUCAUGUUCAUUUUAGAACAUGCCUGAAAAAUCUGGAAAACCCAUGUCCCAAGAUACAUACAGUAUACUGUGAAUUAAAAAGUAAAGUAGGGAACUCAAACUACUCAGCAUGCUAUUUGUCAUUAUUCAUCAAAUAGAAAUGGUAGAAAGGGCCACAUUUCAAAAGUAUGUUCAAGACCUUUUAUGAAUACCGACUAGAUUUUAGUUGUAUCAUCUGCUGUAGAUGUUUUAACUUUCGCAAUGUCCUUAAGAUACUAAAAAAAUACACUGUUCAAAUUAGUUUUGGCUUAACUCAAAGUAGUUUUAGUAGUUAUUUUUAUGUGCCAGUAGAUUGUCACUUUGGUCUGAUUCACCAAUUUCAUCAACAAAAAAUGCAAUUGUCCCUUUAAAUUUUGAUUAAGCUGUUGGUUAUAAACAUACUUUGGAUAAUCAUAUAUAAUAAUGGCAUUUGUAAUAAAGUGGCUAAUUGUAUAAUCAGUUGUAGCAUGUUUUUCCCCCUCUUGGAAAUAUUACUAUCAUAUUAAACACAAACUGGUCAAGGAAUACUUCUCU